Messenger RNA from Geosmithia morbida, 1134 nucleotides. Its product is annotated as RNA recognition motif. Bases 1 to 1134 code for a protein of 377 amino acids. Gene Ontology annotation, molecular function: mRNA binding. The record is from RefSeq and is a predicted model, not a curated record. The transcript has a single exon. NCBI's taxonomy places the organism in Eukaryota, Fungi, Ascomycota, Sordariomycetes, Hypocreales, Bionectriaceae.
AUGUCGUACCCUCCACCUCCAGGUAUCGGCAACCUCCCCGCACGACCUCCGGCGACGACCUCGUCUGCGCCAGGCUUCAACAGUAGCAAACCAUCGGGCUUCAAGCCAGCCUUUUCGGCAUCGGCCUCCCCGUCUCCCUCGCCCUACGCCGCCGCCGCAACCACUCACGGACCUUUUGCGCCACCGACUUCCUACCGCCCUCAGCAGCAGCAGCAGCAGCAGCAGCAGCAAUAUGGCAGCCAAUAUCCCCCGUACAAUGCGCAGCGCAGCUACACGCCCCAGCAGAACUACGGUCCGCAGAGCUACGGUCCGCAAAGCUACGGUCCACGACAACCUCCUCCCAGCUAUGGAAGCGGCGGCGGCAUAGGUCCAACAGCGGCAGCACCAGCGAUACACAACCCCUUCCCCGCCGCAGCCGGCACAGGAAGCGAUUUCGACCCGGAGAUGGCGGCGCAGAUCGCCCAUUGGCAGAGCGCGUACGGGCCCCGGACAGGCACGGAAGAGGAGAACGCGGCGGCUCACGCGGCGGCCCAGCAGGCUCAGGACCAGGCCCAGGCUCAGGCGGACGCGCAGGCCGUCCUCGACGAUCCGAACCGUAAGAAGAAGACGGCCGUCCGCGAGGGCGGCGGCAAGAAGUGGACCGACGACACCCUGCUCGAGUGGGAUCCCUCCCACCUCCGCCUCUUCGUCGGCAACCUUGCCGGCGAGACCACCGAUGACUCCCUCCUCAAGGCCUUCGCCAGGUGGACCUCUGUCCAGAAGGCCCGCGUCAUCAGGGACAAGCGCACUAACAAGUCCAAGGGCUACGGAUUUGUCAGCUUCAGCAGCGCCGACGACUUCUUCGCCGCCGCCAGGGACAUGAAUGGCAAGUACAUCCAGAGUCACCCCGUCGUCGUCCGCAAGGCAAACACCGAGAUCAAGGUCACAAAUGUCAAGGAUAAGAAUAAGAGGAACAAUGGCAGGAACAACAACAACAAUAAUAAUAAGAGGAGUGGCAAUGGUGCCGGCGGUGGAGGUGCUCAUGGUAAUGGUGCUCAUGGUGCCCACGAUCCUCCUCAACUUGGUCCUCAUUCUCCUGCCGGUGUCACCAAACCUGGUCAACGAACCAAGAAUGGUCUCAAACUCUUGGGUUAA